Messenger RNA from Vidua chalybeata, 1209 nucleotides. Its product is annotated as translation initiation factor IF-2-like. The record is from RefSeq and is a predicted model, not a curated record. Lineage: Eukaryota; Metazoa; Chordata; Aves; Passeriformes; Viduidae. The transcript has 2 exons. The coding region runs from base 192 to 809 and encodes 205 amino acids.
CACUUAUUACAGUGACACAUGCUGCAGCUGGCUAGCCAUGAUUAAGUAUUACAUUACCCAGUGCGGCUGAAAGGGAUGGAGACUACCAUUCAUUAUGAUCCAGCGUGGCUUAGUAGCAUAGGGAGGCUGCUACCCCUUCCCUGCACCGCAGCAUUGGAAGGAAGGCAGCUAAACUCAACAAAGCCCUGGGAAUGGUGUGCAGAGAGGAGAGAAAGAGAACCUCGGUCGCCCAGCCUGACGGAACGGGUGUCCUGCUAGCAGGGGCGAAGAGCCCGCCCGCGCUCGGCGCGACCGGGAGCGCUCCGCCGCCAAGUGACAGCGCCGGGCCGGGCCCCGGCCGGCCCCGCCGUGCGAGGGGCGCUGGGGCACCGCGCUCAACUUCCAACCACUGCAGCAAAAGCCUUUGUCCGAGCGCUCCCCGUCCGUGGCCGGGGGAGCCUGGAGGACCCCCGCCUACGGCGGGACAAGCCAGGGCGUCCGAGAAGGGAGAACAGCCCGUGCCAGCCCCUGGUUCCCUCCCAGCUGGGCUCCGUCGCUCCCCUGGGAGCCCUCAGAGCCGGACCCGCUCCGACGCAGCCGGGAUGAGCACUGACCCUGCUCGGAGUCCCGACCGGCGUGUCCGUGCCGGAGAGAAGGAAAGCAAACUGAAGUGCGUAAGAUGGGUUUGUUUAGCAAACAGAAACAGUGGAGCCUGGCAGAGUCCCAGCCAGCUGAGCGAGCCCUGUGGCGACAGACGGCUGAGUGUGGGCACGGGGACAGGAGCUAUCUGCAACACGGGCUGCAACACGGGGUGUGCUCCGACGUUUUGAUAAAGACGACAAAAAAAAGACGACCCCUGUUUUGAAUUCAUUUAACAACAUUACCCAUUCAGGGUGCGGAUCUGAUUGUCCAUUAGGAGACCAAGUUUGAAAACCAAUCCUUUUACAUCAAAACUUCUGUCUGUUCCAACUUCCUCUGUGUUUAGUAUAACAUGUCAGUCUAACUUCGGGACAAAUGCUACAUUGAUUUAAAGUUUGCUGAGAUUCCAAAGCCCACAUCUUUUUUACUGUGUUAGCUCUGUACCUCUGCUGUCUUCCAAAUUAUGGGAAAAAAAUAACAUUUCAGUAAUCCAUGAAUAAGAUUUCAGAUUUCUUGCCCACAUAUGCGCUUCACUGCUUAUGCUAAUUCAAUGAAUAAUGUCUCAGAUAAAUAAAAUCACGUUUCAAGAGA